Molecule: messenger RNA, 633 nt
Organism: Fulmarus glacialis (Northern fulmar)
Lineage: Eukaryota; Metazoa; Chordata; Aves; Procellariiformes; Procellariidae
Product: CD48 antigen-like
Exons: 4
Biological process (GO): T cell activation
Cellular component (GO): external side of plasma membrane
Source: RefSeq, a predicted model, not a curated record
AUCUCCUACCACCAAAUCCACUGGCGGCGCAACAAUUCCGUGAAGAUCGCCAGCCGGGAUGGUGGGGCGAAUGUCCAGUACCCCAACAGCACCUACAAGGGACGCCUGAAACUCUUCCCCAACAACACCCUAAAAAUCAGCUGCUUGCAGAAAAACGACAGCAGCGUGUACCAGGUGUACCUGGAGGACGAGGUGGGCAAGGAGCACAUUGAAAACAUCCUCUUGACGGUGUACGAUCUGGUCCCGAAGCCCACUGUGAAUGUCAAAGUGAUCAGGGAUGACCCGGCGCGGUGCGAAGCCACCCUGGGGUGCUCGGUGGGGCUCGAAGGGGUGACCUACGAGUGGAUCCCCCCCAGCAAGCUCCCACCGGAGGGUGCGGGUGCCUCCGAGCAGCACGUCUCCUUCGACCCCUCGAUAGAAACCUACAUCUGCAAACACGUCUCCUUCGACCCCUCGAUAGAAACCUACAUCUGCAAAGUCAGCAACCCUGUCUCCUCCAACAACGCCUCACUGACCUACAGGCACCCCUGCUCCUGGACAGCUGAGUCCUCCGCUGCUGCAUCCUGCACCACCACCAGCGUGCUGGUGGCCCUGGGACACUACCUCCUCCUCUUCCUCCUCACUCUGGCUUAA